AUGGGUAACUUCAAGAAAGAGAAGAGCCGUCGUGCUCGGGAUGGUACGAGUACAGGUGGUGCGACGUUCAAAAUCAAAGGCGAAAACUUCUACCGCGACGCAAAGAAGGUCAAGCAACUCAACAUCUUCAAGGAGGGCAAGGCACAGCGAAACGCAGAUGGAGAGAUCACAAAAGCCGCCAGCUACCAGAGCCGCGAUGUCCCCAGCGCCCGAGUCGAGCCGAAUAGGAAAUGGUUCUCCAACAGCCGAGUCAUCAGCCAGGAGUCCCUCAGUGCCUUCCGAGAAGCCGUCACACAGAAGGAGAAGGAUCCCUACACGGUCCUGCUUAAGAGCAACAAGUUGCCCCUGAGUUUGAUCCGCGACGGCCAGGAUAACAGGGUGAACGGCCUGAAAGAGCACCAGGCAAAGAUGACUGUCGAGACAUCACCGUUUGCCGAAGUGUUUGGGCCCAAGUCAUCACGGAAGAGGGUGAAGCUGAGCGUCAGCAACAUCGACGAACUGGCGGGCGACUCGGUCAAGAGCCUUGAAACCUACAACGAGCAGCUGGAACAGGCUAGGUUGCUGAGUGGCGAGCUGGAGGCCGAGCAGGCUGAGGCUGGCGAUCUUCGUCGAGAUCAAGAGGCUGCGGCUGUGUUGACGACGGCGAACGAGCCUAUCUUCGACAAGGGCCAGUCCAAGCGUAUCUGGAACGAGCUUUACAAGGUCAUUGACUCCUCGGACGUUAUUCUCCACAUCCUAGACGCCCGCGACCCGCUGGGAACACGUUGUCGGUCUGUUGAGAAGUAUCUCAAGGAGGAAGCACCACACAAGCAUCUCGUGUUCAUCCUGAACAAGUGUGAUUUGGUACCAACUAAGGUUGCUGCUCAAUGGGUAAAGCAUCUUCAAAAGGACUACCCCACAGCCGCCUUCCGGGCCUCGAUAAACAAUCCAUUUGGCAAGGGAUCAUUAAUCAACCUCCUCCGACAAUUUUCCAAACUCCACGCCGAUAGGAAACAAGUUUCAGUAGGCUUGAUCGGUUACCCCAACACCGGAAAGUCAUCGAUCAUCAACACCCUCAGAGGCAAGAAGGUCGCCACUGUGGCUCCGAUUCCUGGGGAGACGAAAGUGUGGCAGUAUGUCACAUUGAUGAAGAGGAUAUACCUGAUUGAUUGUCCUGGUAUUGUGCCACAAAACCAUCACGAUGCCCCGACGGAGUUGCUCCUACGAGGCGUGGUGCGGGUCGAAAAAGUAGAGCAUCCUGAGCAGUACAUACCAGCCGUGCUGAAGCGGGUGAAGAAGCACCAUAUGGCAAAGACAUAUGAUCUCAGUGACUGGAAUGAUGACCACAUCCUGUUCCUAGAGCUUCUCGCCAGGAAAGCAGGGCGACUGUUGAAAGGCGGCGAGCCUGAUGUUGACGGUGUAGCAAAGAUGGUGCUCAACGAUUUCAUGCGCGGACGGAUACCGUGGUUUGUACCCCCACCAGUCGCGGGAGACGACAAAGAGGAUGCCACCGCCGAGAGUGAACAAAAGGCGCCAGAGAAGGUGCUCAAGAAGCGCAAGAGGGACGCCGCAGAGGAGGCAGAAAAAGCUGUGGAAGAGGACAGCAGCCCAGAGAAUGUUGAUGAGGACGAGUUUGAUGGAUUCAGCAACGCAAGCGAGCCCGAGAUAUCCGAUGACUCGGACUCGGAGGCUCCGCACGAGGACGAUGGCGAGGACGAUGCAGACGAGGACGAUGCCGCCCCAGAGGUUGAGGAUGCUGAGGAUGGCGGCGCAGCUGUUGCGGAGGAAAAGGAGGAGGAGCCAGCUCCAGCACCAGUACCUGAACCAGAACCAGUACCCGAGGCACCGACGCCAAUGCGACGGUCAUCUCGGCGUACCAAGAAGCCUGUCAGCUUCCAAUGA
Messenger RNA from Diaporthe citri, 1881 nucleotides. RefSeq lists its product as uncharacterized. The transcript has 5 exons. The record is from RefSeq and is a predicted model, not a curated record. The coding region runs from base 1 to 1881 and encodes 626 amino acids. Gene Ontology annotation, cellular component: nucleolus. Gene Ontology annotation, molecular function: GTP binding. NCBI's taxonomy places the organism in Eukaryota, Fungi, Ascomycota, Sordariomycetes, Diaporthales, Diaporthaceae.